AGACCGCACCAGUAACCGGCAAAAAUGCAUCAAGUCGCGUGCUCUUAAAUUUCAUCAAUUUACCGCUUAUUUAUUUUGUUUUACUCCAAUCUGUUUUGCUAAGUCAAAAAUAUAUUUUACCAGUGUGAAUAGUUUUCAUUAAAUGUAUUUAACAAAAUAUUUAAUUUAAAAUAAAUUAAUUUUUUUAGUGCUGUGAUUAAUUUUAAUAAAGUGAAUUGUGAUGUUAAAAUUGGAUUAAAUAAAAAGCAAAGAUGACGAGGAGGUCUUCGUGGUUUGUGGUGAUCCUCGUGUUAGUUGUGUUAUUUGUCAGGUCUGACUGCUUGCGUAAAUCUAUCACACAUAAUGAAGGUCAAAAUCUAUCAACGACCAGGAGUCGAGGUAAUGCUCGAUUCAGUUUGAAGGCUGAAGAAGGACUUGGAACAACUUCUGAGCCUCUCACCACUACAUCAAGGUCAAAUCGCCGUAGUAACAAUCCUUCUCCACAUGCUAGUGCAACACUUUCCAGACGACGAACAAGUGCUUUUACAAAGACUGAACUAACAACUGAGAAAGUAACUACAGGAUUUUCUUUAAAUCCAGGUAAAAGCAGAAGUAAAAAUACAUCUUCAUCAUCUAAUGGAGAUUUAAUUCGAGCAGCUAGUGGAGAUAGACGGUACUUACCAGAUUCUUCAAGUCGUAAAAAGCUUGAUAAGGUCGAAGAAGAAGUUAAUUUUCAAACUCCUCAUGAGUUUUCUAAAGCUGACAGAGGUCAAAGAGGAUCUUCCAGAAGUAGAAAUUCAAGAAGAGAAUUUCAGAGAAGAAUUGAUUCAGUAGAUCCUAUCAAUGAAGCUCCAAGUAUUACAAAGCCUAGAAAUGAAAGAAAAAUCCAAGUCACUUUAUCAUCCCGAGAUUUCGAAGAUUCUGCUCGUUAUUCAUCUAAAAGAUUGUCUGAAGAGUUUUCUAAACCCUCUGAAAGUACAAGAGAUAAAAUACCGAAAAGUGCAGCAAGAUAUUUUACUGAAAGAAGUAUUCGAAGACUUGAUAUUGAUUCAUCAUAUUCUGAUCAAGUCAAUGUUGGAGUACCUUCCGCCUCUCAACCAUCAAUUCUUCUACCCCAAAAAACUCAAGAACUAAAGUUGGGACAAACACGUGUUCAAUUAAAUAAUAAAAAUCCUGAUUUUACUCCACGAGGUAGUAGGAGGGGAAUUUCAAAGUUUGCGGAGAGUGCUGCUUAUGUGGAAUUAGUAAAUAAUAAUGAAGCAAAACAAUUGACAACUUCUAAAACAUUAAACUCUCAUUCUCAGAAAAAAGAACGAACACCAUUAAAAAGUUUACAAGCGAGUUUCUCGUCAAAGAGCCGAGGAAGAAGUUCUAAACUAAAUGAUGAAAUAUCUGGAAAUAAUGAUUCAGAUAUAAGUCGGGGAUUUUUUUUAGAGAAGAAAAUAUUAGAAAAAAAUGAAAGAGUUAAUGAGAAACCUAAAGUGAAGACGGACCAUCAACAUUUCAAUACAUCUGAAAGAUAUCGACCAAGAAAACAUAAUGGAUUGUCAUCACUUUCUAAAAAGUCUACUAAAGAAUUAGUGUCCAGUUCAAUUAACACAGUAACUACAGUUCCUACUACUACAGCAUUUACGAAAGAAGUGGUUUUUUUAUUAUCAUCGAAAAAACCUACAGAAGCUCCAGGUAAUCGUCGAGCAGCUACUUCAAUUCUCACCAUUAAAACUUUGCCUAAAGAAAAGGACCUUGAUGACACUUUGGAUUUUCGUGGUCGCAAAGAAUUUAAACAAGCAUCGUACACGACGUCAAUUACUUUUAGUAAUCAAAAUACUGAAAACCUCUUGAAUGACAUAUCAUCGACUAACUUAUCAAACAACCGACGUCGAGGAAAUAAACUUUUUAAUAAAGCUUCAAUUACCAAAACCGGUAAAGAAAUAGUGGGUGAAAACGAUAAUUAUCCACCAGAAUUUAAAGCAAAAUUAGCUCAAUUGGAUAAUUCUGAUAAAAGCAAUGAAAGAUCAGAGCUCCCAAAAAUUAACAAGUAUAUCUAUUAUCAGGAUGAUGAAGUGACGAAAAUCAUAACCCGUCAUUUGCGUUCAACUGAUCAGGCUGAUCCACUGGACAUUCAAUCAGAAACAGAUGAAAUCCCAGAUCUCAUUUUGUCCGAGUCCAAUAUUUCAACAUUAUCAGAAAUUUUUCAGGGUCAAAAAAAACGAACGCCAGGCACGAAUUUUUCUACACGAUCAAAACAGAAACUAGAAGAAGCUAAAAAGCUAGUGAAACCAGAACUGAAGAGUGAGGAGAAAGUAAAUCCUGAUAACGGUUCAUCAACUACGCUAAAUUCAGUUAAGUUCAAUGAAGAAUCUAAGUCACUGCAAGACCCAAAAAGAUACGAUACUUUCAAGCUAUCAUCAAUAACACCAAGAACAAAAGUUACAAUUUCAUUACCUAAAAUCGAUAAAAAAAUUGCAAGGACAAGUAAAAGUAUUGAGAGAGGAAAUGUUACAAUUGGAGAAACUAUACGUAUUCGUCAGAAUCAGAAAGAGAGAAUAACUACAACUGGUACACCUGAUGAUGUGUUUGUUCAAAGUAAAACAGCGUACAAUUCUGAAUUAACAACUGUAGAAAAAAUAAAACUAGAAACUGUGACAAUUCGACCUCUAUCUUCUCGUAAUAUUGAUACCACGACGGUGAAAAUGUUAAGUACAACACGACGGUCUCGAGCUUGGAAUGCCGCAUACAUUGAUAAAAAUUGGCAGGAACCAACUCCAAGAUCGAUUGAUAGUCAUAAUACUUCAAGAAGUGUAGUUUCAAAGCCAUUAACGCGGUCAAGAGGAUAUACUAAUAGAAAUCGACAAAUAUCUACAACGACUAUGAGCAAUAAUGAAACAACUCAGAAGAGUGUUACUUUUAAAGUGACAAAAAGACCAAGAGUCUGGAAUUCAGCUUAUAUUGAUAAAAACUGGCAAGAACCAACUAAAAAAUCUGAUGUAACAAGUACUCAAGCAACUGUUACUUCAAGAAACACUUAUUCCUCAUUAACAGCUGAAAAAACUGUUCAAACUUCGCGGAGAGGUAAUUCUCGACCAAGAACUGCAACCUACCGACGUCACUUAGAAGUUUCACAGCCACAGAAUUCUCUGACAGGAAAGAAAGAAGUAUCGAGUGUUGCUAUUACUCCGAAAUAUCAUGCAUUAAUAAAAACAGAGAAUUCAACGCAACAGUCGAUAAAGAAAGAACCUGCAGUGAGUCUGGAGCUUUUAAAUAAAACGAAUGCCAAUGAAACUUUCAACUUAAUCGGUAUUUCUACUAGCAGCAGAGGUAAUAGCGGGAAUUCUGACUCAAACAUUUUCAAUCCUGCAAGAACAACAUACUUAAUAAAUUCUAAUGCAAGUUUGUUGGAACAAAUUAAAAGUACUGUUGCUCCAUUGUUGAGUGUACUUGGAGCCAAAGCUCCCGCAUUUGCUGGAGUUUAUCGAAAUGUUAGCAGUAAUGAGACUGCAGCUCAACGGGUGACACCGAGUGGGUCUCCCCCGAGAUUUAGUGCGAGAUACAGGGGAGUUGAAUUGUUCGUGAGAAAGCCUAAUGAUGCUAAUUCAACUGGAAAUGCUUCAACAACUUCAUUUAUAUCAUCAUCGGACGAAGCGUCGUCACCCGUCUCAAUUUCAAAUCUAGGUGAUUCAAAAGAAGUCACAUUUUAUCGAGCAUUGGAGACUGUCAGCAUAAACAAUGAAGUAAAUCAAGCUACUGAUGAAGAACGUCAACAGCAACUUAAUAGAGUUGCCCAGGAAAACACAACAGCAACCGCCCAAACGACGGCAGGUUUCCAGCAAGCAACCAUUCAAACUACCACUGAAACUCCUUUCCUUACCUUUGACUCUCGUCUCACAACUUUAGAAAUUCCUUUAUCAACUACACAAAUGCUUCCAUCAGCCUCAGAAGAAAUCCCUUUAACUUCAGAAACUCCUUUAUCUACCACAGAAAUACCUCCAUUAACAUCAGAAAUGACUUUUUCCACUCCAGAAUCCACUAUUCUUUCACUUAAUUCUAUUCAAUCUUCCUUUACCGCUAUUUCUCCGUCCUCAUCAAGUACUCAGACUACAACAAGCACAUUGGAAUCAACAACAAUAGCUCCAUCAACAUCAGAAGCAACAACUCAAUCUACAAUACAAAGCACCACGGCAUCUAUGGCUACAUUUAUGCAAACCACGCCCUUUUCAACAACUCCAUACAUGGGUCGUUUUGGGAGUUCCCGAAUGACUCCAGCUCCAAGACUUAGUUCCAGCUCAUCAACUCGAAUGCCGUUACGCGAUUAUCAUGUUUAUGGAAUCUAUCCAAACAAAACUAUCGUGCGCAAACGACCAGAGGAUAACCUUAUUGAUGCACGAAAUGUCGACAGCCCUUAUGUCAUCUUUGGAAUCUACCCAGAUGGAAAACUUGUUCGCAAAUUUCCUAAUGGAACGGUAAUACCGGACCCACCGACGAACCCGGUAGAAGUUGUCUUUUCGCUUAGCACCAGUACUACCACUAACAGGCCCAAACCCAUUCUUCAAUAUAACCAGGCUAACCAAGGCACGAAUAACCAGAAUACCGCGAUCUUUAAUAACCGUCCAACAGGAUCUAUAUUCGCCCAAUCCAGUGGCCAAGCUGAUGGUUUUCGUAGUCAACUUGAUCUUGGAUUAUCUGAUAACGCCCUCAGUCCUGACGGAGAUGGUCCCAAUCAAUUUGGUGAUCCCACUUUAAUGCCCGGCAUCGGUACUGUUAGUACCCAGCUUUCCUCUACAAACAUGAUAACUAAUGCGUCUCCAGGAGGUUUACGACCACCAUCGGGUGUGACACCCUCUAGCAUCAAUCCGCAGGGUGGUCGAAUUAUUCAGGACAUAGAAAGGGACAAGGCCAGCAGGACUAAAGAGGCCGGAGGUCAACGCAGCACCGUGUACAUCGGACAGGAGAAGUUCAUCAACUACUGGACUAAUGACACAGCGCAAAAUGAUUCGAGGGUCGUGAGUGUAGAGAUAAAUUCAGUGGCAAGUGCAAUAAAUGAAGGUUUGCCAGGCAGUUCUAUAUCUCCUUUGGAUAUUCUUCCGAACAAUCAAGUCCAAGGUCGGGUCACCGCACCGCCAGGUUUCCCUUGGAAAGACCCUCUUGAUCAGAUCUUUGGUAUCACCACUGAGUCCCCAAUCAUCAGAGCAUCCGUUGCGUCCAACACCCUGGACGAACCGAGCUCAUCGAGAUCUCCGAUCACGGCGCGUCCCAUAAAUCGACUCUUGGAGGUCUUCACCCCCUUGUUGAACGCCAACCAGUUGGCAAGAGACACUUCGAUCACGAUCACCAAUGAUGCACCCACUGUAUCAACUACAGUUGGUGCAUCUAUGACAACACCAACAACCACUACAUCCACUACUAAAUCUACCACUAACAGUAGGCCAGUGACCACAACCACAAUGACAAAUAGCGCACCAACUAUGAUGACAACAACGCUUCUUCCUACGCCAACGAUAGCUGCCUCAACAACUAGUACGAUGAGUACAUCUACAACGUCAUUAUUCACUACAAUAGGCAUUCCUAAGCAGACGUCUUUCGGUACUACUUUCGAUGAUUUAGCUUUUCUCAAUACUUUACUGGAAUCAGAUUAUCGGCCAAAUUCAAUCAGUUCUACUCCAAAGACGUUGACCGAGGUCGAGCGGUUGUUAGCAAACAAGAUCUUGUCUUUAGCUCUUAGUCAAGCUGGUCCAACGCGUUCUCCGAAAGCCAUUCAACCAUCGAAUGCUUCGCCGAAUUCACUGGAUAUCUUACCUGCAAGUUUCGGUCACUCGUCGCCGCCGAUAAUAAUCGAUUUACUGCAGUCGACAUCGAAAAAACCAGUAGCAGCUACCACGACCACGGAACCAUUCACUUGGAAACCAGUGACUGACGUCACUUCAAUAACCAGUUCCAAACAAACUGAAAUAAGUACCAAGACUACCACUAGUAUUACUUCAACAACCACUACAUCUACGAUGACACCUUCAGCUUCUCAAAUUAUUUUUGAUACGUUCCCAACUCAUCCCCCGACAAUUAAAUCAUCCAAUCUUGCUACCAUCUUAAAUACUGUAACAUCAAGUACUACUAUUCCUACGAUUUCAUUUACUACCACAGUAACUCCUAAAGUAAUAACUAGAAAGCCUGUUGCUGUAAGACCUGCACCACCUCCGACAACAACACAAGCACCAUUAGGUUUCGGAGCCAGUUUACUACAGGCAAUAUUUGGACGUAACAUUUUUGCACCUCCAACAUCUACAACACAAAAACCUCUAAAGAAAGUUAUUCAAACGACUCUCAGACCGGUACAAACGACUCCAAAACCAAUUUCUACUACAGCCGCAAGGGAAAUGUAUGCUGCAUCUGAACAAAUUAAUCAUAUAGAUUAUUCUAAUUCAUUAGUAUCUGGAAGUAAAUCUACUAGUCCUCAAGCAACAACUAAAUAUUCUCCGGAAGAAGAUGCUAAAUUUUUGUUGGAACUUUUGGAAGCUUCUGAAAGAGUUAAAAAAGGGGACAAAAAGGAAUCUUUAGUUCUUUCAAAUGAUGACGAAGUUUUUUUGCGUGCAAUUUUGAGUGGUCAAGCAAAGGUGAAAAUUCCAAAAGCAACAACAGAAGACCAUGCUUCUAAAAAUGCAGUAUUAUUAGCAGAACUUUUGAAAGCACAAGGCAUUAAACCGUCUACUUCUUCCAAUCACCUACGAGAGCCACUUCAGGGUAUUAGCAUUACUUCCACAACAACAAUUGGACCUCAAAUUAUAUCAACGUCCUCAAAAAGGCCCACAACACCGAGACCGAGGCCAACUGUUAAGGCACAGAGUUCUACAUAUCCUCCUCCUCUCUUCAGUAACUUUAACUUUGGUUUAGGACGGCCAGAAAAUUCAGAACAGAAUUCUGAAGGUGGGGUGAGGAAUCAAGUACUCACAGCUGCUAUAGGAGCUACUAGAUUAUUUAGCCAAUUUCUUGGUGCUGCGAUUACGGGGGCAGCCCAGCAGUUGCAAUCAUUCGUUAGAAAUAGCACCAGGUAUGUCUCAGAAGCAGUUGGUUAGUCAUCAGCAUCUCGAAGGAUUUUAGACCAUUUGAUAUACAUUGUGCUAUAUGUAUCAUUUAAACAAACAUGAAUCAAAUGAUCACAUUACUUUGAUGAUGGUAGAAUUAUUUUAACCUUAUCUCAUAAAGUUGUUUGUGGUAGGCGCCAAGUCUAGGACAACCCACGUCACUUCCUUUUUACGUAAUGCUCUGGAGAAUAAUUCAAAGUUCUAAGUAUUAGUGACAUGAUAAAUUUUUCCGGUAAAUCGUAUAACUUCGGCAAGUGAAGCAUUAAUUAAUCAAUUAAUAGAAGGAUUUAUUUUGGAAGGAUGAAUGCUUCUCGUAAAUUCAAUUUUUUAUCAAGCCAGAUGUUGAUCAGAGAUGCUUCUAAAAGCUGUAAGUUAGGCGUCUGAUGCUUUGCAAACGUUUCUAGGGUAAUAAAAGUUUUUAGAUUGAAAAAAAUACUCGUGAAACAUUUGCAACAUCAUAAAUAAAUAGUAUUCGUUUAUCACUUUAUAACAUAGUUAUUAUUAUUAUUAUUAUUAUCAAUAAUAAUAAUAAUAAUAAUAAUAAUAAUAAUAAUAAUAAUAAUUAUAUAAAAUAAAAUUCUUGUUUAUUCUUUGUUUUGGUAGAG
Chelonus insularis is the source of this 7657-nucleotide messenger RNA. RefSeq names its product mucin-3A-like. Bases 252 to 7043 code for a protein of 2263 amino acids. The transcript has 19 exons. The record is from RefSeq and is a predicted model, not a curated record. Lineage: Eukaryota; Metazoa; Arthropoda; Insecta; Hymenoptera; Braconidae.